Messenger RNA from Bemisia tabaci, 4150 nucleotides. RefSeq lists its product as uncharacterized. NCBI's taxonomy places the organism in Eukaryota, Metazoa, Arthropoda, Insecta, Hemiptera, Aleyrodidae. The record is from RefSeq and is a predicted model, not a curated record.
UCUACGCCCGUCAACAAUAUUUUUCCGUCUUUAUCUUUUUGUAACUAUCUUUUUUCUUUCUUUCUUUUUUUUUCUAAAAAAAAACAUCUAUCACCUAGUGAUCGGAAUACGCAUUACUUAACCUGGACCACUUAAGUGCAUAACACUACCUUGAAGAUUCAUCGCUCCAAUUUCAGUGGGAACAUUUACAGUGCCAACCAUCCCCUGUUACUCAGCUACUAUUUUUUUGAGGUAAAAAAAAUAUCUCUCGAAAGAGCGCUCGUUACUUUUCGUUUGCGUGGAAGUGUUGUUAUUUUCCUGGUAAAAAAGCAGAUGGGCUUUUAGAUUUUGUGUUUCUGUGCUUUAGACUACUUACCUGGAUUUUCUCCUCGAAGGGAAGAUGACGGGCGGGCUGGCGCGACUGUUGGCAGCCUUGAUGUCGCUGGGUAUGGCUUCGGCGCUGUGCUCGUCCAGGGACCACGAGACGAAAAUAAUCAUCGGGGCACUCCUGUCCCUUCACAACGGGGAAAACUGCACGCAGGUCGACUUGGGGGGCAUGCAGGAGAUGGCCGCCCUCGAGGGCACCAUCAAGGCAAUCCUCAAGAACAAGGCGGACGCUGUCCCUUUCGAUAUAGAACUGAAAACGUUUGACACAUGUUCAACGGAAGAGGGUGCUGUGAAAGGAGUCCUCAAGGCUUUGGUGGCCUCGAAACAAACGUGUGCUACGCCUCCGCUUUUUGCAGGUUUCAUCGGGCCGAGCGAACCGGACCAACUGAUCGCGGCCCACCAGGUCUCGGCCGUGUUCAACAUCACGCACUCUGUCCCCGUCAUGCCACCGGUUCCCCCGUUGAUCUCACCGCAGCAGUGGGCUAACUCCGUCUACGCAGUAUCGCAAAGUGCCGCCAAACAUCGUGUACAGGCUAUAAUGAAACUGCUGAAACAUCUCAACUGGAAGUCGAUAGCCAUCAUCUCCGACGAUUCAAGUGAGAGCAUUAAAAGCGUCAACAUGCUCCAAACGCAGAGCAAUCUCUGUAUCAAAACUAUUCUCAAAAUGAACGCCGGUGGCCUCUUCAACGAUAUCAUAGCUCAGAUAUCUGCGCAAGACAUUGACGGCGUGUUGGUGGUGACGGAGCGAGUAAAGCGGUUCAAUAGGCUGUUUCGAUUCCUGGAGACGAACUUGGGCACCCACGUCCACGCAAGUUUCCUCGUCUACGUUGCGCAUGUGGGCAUCGCGUCAUGGCAACUGCCUCACAGUACCAUCCUCAUGCAGGAAAUCAGCGAAAUGGACACUACCGCCAUCCUGCCGUCCUUGAACUCGACGCUGUACGCGAAAUUCGUGCAGCAGGAGCUCUCUCAGUUCCUGGCUGAUUACUGUCAGCCGGAAAUGGCAUCUCGACCUGAUUGCUCGCUCACCGUCCUCAGACACGAUCUGCUAUUCGACCUGGUGGAUUCCUCAGUGACCCCGCUGACCUAUUCACUCCAGCUGCUGACCUCGGCGUUGCGGACCGCGCACAAGAUCAAAUGCAAACGCGGUGGGUCGGACAACCCCGUGCGCGGAGUGUGUCCCGCGCUCCUGGAAAUGUCGCCGCAAGAGUGGAAGGCCUACCUCACUCAAACGACGGUUCUGUCGGAGCACUUCGAUUUCCCACGCAGAAUCAAACUCAACAUGGAUUUACCGGUCCUCGUCAAUAUUUAUGUGAAGGACGGCAACACUGAUAAACUUAUUCAGAUGGGCGAGAUCCGCGAGGACGCCGAACUGCGGGUCCUCCAAGAGAACAUCCUAACCAACCUGAAGAGCACGAAACGCCGCGGCGAGGCCUGCGACGUGCACCUGGAAGAGUGGCACCCGGCGACCUCGCCACCUCCACCGCCGCCACCCCCGACCGUAGACCCGGACUCCAUCGAGGACGUGGAGAGCAACCGCGUGGACUUCGACCUGUGGGGCCUCCUCCCGCAGAUGCGUCGCGGAGACGGCGAGGACAUCUACGAGACGGCCGUCAUGCUCAGCGCCGUCGGGCUCGGCAUGCUCUUCUUCCUCCUUGUCUGCAUCUACAUCAUCUACUCCAACUUCCGCAUCAGCUCCGGGAAAAGCGAUUCGAGCCAGGACUCCAGGUCGCCGCGCUCCCCGCGACGCGCUGUCCGACGGAGCCCGUCUUUUCGCCGGAGCCCCUCCUUCCGGCGACACCGACCCGUUGCUAGGCAGCAAUCCGAGCGCUCCAUCCGCUCCACGGGAACCAACGCCUCCGCGUAGAUUCCCUCCACAAUCUCCGGAUCUUUUUUCCGCGUUCAGUAACCUUUCUUCCGCGCCCCGGUAUUCCGGAGUUCCAUUGAAACCAACGUCUUCGCACGGACUCCAUUUACCAUCUCCGGAUCUUUCCUCAACAUACGGGAGGCCUCUUCCAGACUGUUUGUCGUCUGCUCCGCUGGCACCAACCCCUCCGCGUAGAUGCCCACCACGAUCUUCGGAGCUUUUCUCCGCAUUCAAGAACAUUUUUACCGGGACUCGGUAUUCCGGAGUUCCGCCGGAACCAACGUCUUCGUGCGGACUCCUUUCACAAUCUCCGGAUCUUCCUCGAACAUAUGGUAGCCAUCUUCCUGAAGAUCGCUUGUCAUCUGCUCCAACGCGUCCGCGUAGAUUCCCUACUCGACUUCCGGAUUUUUUCUCCGCGUUUAGGAACCUUUUAUCCAGGACUCGUUAUUCCGGAGACUGUCCGUCGGAACCAACGUCUUUGCGCGAACUCCGUCCACAAUCUCCGGAUCCGUGCUGCACGUCGGAAAAACUUCUUCCGGAAGCCUGCUCUUCGUAUGCUUCAAUGGAGCAAAGGCCUCCCCAAGAGCUGCUACCGCAAUUUUCGGAUGUUCCACCAAUUUCCGCUCACCACAAGAGAUUUUCCCCCGGAAUCUGUCGUUCCGGAAAAUCCGCGUCGUCCACACCGUUGGAACUAGUGGUGUCGCGUAGGCUCCCUCCACAAUCUGAUCCAGAGACUGCGUUAUCCGCUUUUCCGGAACUACUGCCGCCGCGUAUAUUUUCGCAAGGAGCUUCGGAUGUCCCUUCGAUUUCCAUUCACUCCGUAUGCCGGAAUGUAACAUGCCGAGACUGCGCGUGCGCGAUAUGUGCACCGUCAGAACUGACGCCUUUUCGGAGGUACCUUCCUGCUUCAAGUGAUUCGACCGACACCUCGACUUCGAAAAAAUUAACGUCAGCGAUGGCUUUCGGUGUCCUUGCUACGCUGAAAGCUUCAUUUGUAGCAGUCCCUCGUUUUUUCGGACUUGAUAAUUGCGGAGAAAGAGAACCGUUGCUUGCCAAGUCAAAUGUCUGUACCGCUUCAACAGAACCUCGAGUCUCUCUCUCCACCUGUAAUCGAAGCUUUGGAAAUCGCGCCACUGUGUCAAGUCCGUACGAUCAUUUCAAUUCGUUAAAAGCAAUCAUUAACAGUGAAUAUCCGGACCAAGAGGCACAAUUUUCGAACUCAACUUUUGAAUUGGUACCAAGGAUAACAACUUCUUCGAUGGUUAAUGUUUGUCUAAAGAACCCUAGAAUCAAAUUUCUUAUUUCUACUGAUAUCCACAGCUCUAGAGGUUGUGUUGCUGUGCAAGGUCUACAAAAUUCUCCUUCUGUGCCAAAACCAAUGCCGGAGUGUAAAGCUUUUGAUCCAGAGGCAACAUUUUCAACCUCAACCUCCGUGUUAGUUCCGAAAAAAACUGUUCCCGGAAAGGCUGCCACUGACCUACCUAGAUUUUUACCUCCUACACACAGUGCUUCGUUACAGGACAGUUCUCGGUUAGAAUCAGCCACUCAACCAGAGGUGACGAAUCCAUGGGAACUCUUUCCGUAUCAUCCAAAUUCAGAACUUGACCCCUUGAAACCCUCUUGCAACAUUCUCAACCGAGUACCAGCUAAGCAUUCAGCUGGAUGGUUGAUGAACAACGUAUUUGGUUGUUUACUAAUGAAAAUAUGGUCAAUUGUGGUAAAAUUGAUGACAGAGUUUUUAAACAAAAUGUUCACGAGAAGAAAUUAGGGGACUGCUGAAAUUUGAAAUUCCGGGUCCUCGGUCACGUGAAAGUUCUACGAAUAGCGUGACUAGUUUCAGUUACCUAACCCAUCGUUUUGAGAGAUUUUCACUAUACCUUAUCUUCAUCUUCCAAGCUAGUCAACUCCUUCCAAAAAAAA